This is a messenger RNA of Aureobasidium musti, 832 nucleotides long. NCBI's taxonomy places the organism in Eukaryota, Fungi, Ascomycota, Dothideomycetes, Dothideales, Saccotheciaceae. The record is from the annotation of a GenBank genome assembly.
GNUGCCUCAAUUGAUCGAGAACUAUCGUCAAUCCUCUGCAGACGGCAUCUCGGUCAUCUUCCUGCUGGUAUGGAUGGCCGGCGACAUCACCAACCUUGCCGGCGCUCUUUGGGCUGAUCUCGUGCCCACCGUCAUCGCUCUCGCCAUCUAUUUCUGUUUCGCAGACGCCGUCCUGCUGUCGCAAUGCUUCUACUACAACACUCUGAACGCCCGUCGCGAACGCAAACGCUCUAUUGUCACCGCCGAGAAUGAUGCCAUUGACGAGAAUGCCCCUCUGCUCGCCGAGCAACAAGACAACCUGGGCCUGCCCGGUAGUAGAAGACGCAGCAGUGCUGCCAGUCGCAGACGUACUAGAAGCAGUGCAGAGCGAAGCAAUAGCCUUGCCAACAUUCUCGAGGAGGGACAAGGAUCCACUGCCUGGCUGAAGAACACUCUUAGUGUCGCAAUAAUUCUCAUUGCUGGAGCCGCAGGUUGGGCCAUUGCUUGGAGAGCUGGUGCUUGGAAGCCAACUCCUGAGAAUGUUUCUGAUGGCGCCAGACACAUGCCCGUCGGUGCUGAGAACCAUCGCGAGAAAUCUUGUGAAGGCCUGUCAUUGCUGUUCUUUNUGCUCUCGCUUAUGGGAAACCUUACUUACGGCGCAGGGGUUAGUACUCAGACAAUUCUCUUCUGCUUCACCAUUACUGACACUUUCAGANUUCUGCUGCAUUCUGUUGAGAAACAGUACUUCCUCAAGAACUUGCCUUGGCUCAUUGGAUCUCUCGGAACCAUUUUCGAAGAUGCCGUCAUCUUCAUGCAAUUCCACAUGUACGGCGAGAAAACAUCGGCUGUUGAA